This is a messenger RNA of Geodia barretti, 1548 nucleotides long. The record is from the annotation of a GenBank genome assembly. NCBI's taxonomy places the organism in Eukaryota, Metazoa, Porifera, Demospongiae, Tetractinellida, Geodiidae.
AUGGCUCGGGUGGGGCAGAGCAUUCUUUAUUCCCUGCGCACCCAGAUGUUCAGCCACCUGCAGGACAUGUCACCAUCCUUCUAUCACCGCACGGCGGUAGGGCGGAUUAUGUCCCGCAGUCAGAGCGACGUGCUCCAACUUCAGGAAACCUUUGAAAUGCUGGUGCUGGCAUUGGCCGACGUGCUGACCCUGGCUUUUAUCGUCAUCUAUAUGCUGGCAGUGGACUGGCAGUUGGCUGUCGUCAGCCUGAGCAUAGUCCCGGUCCUGUUCUUUAUCCUGGGCUACUGGCAGCGGUUUGCUCGCCGCUCAUUUAUGCGCAUUCGCCGCGCCAUAGCAAUGGUCAACGGCGAGUACAACCAGAACAUUACCGGCGUUCGGGUGGUACAAAGCCUUAAUCGCCAGGAUGAAAACCUGAAUCACUUCAAGGAGUUGAACCAGGAGCACCUGGACGCCAACUUGCAGGCCAGUCGCUUUUCCGGCGGUCUCCAGCCCAUGGUCGAGUUCCUGAUUGGUAUUGGCAUGGGGUUUGGCAUCGUUCUGGUGGGCGGCAUGCUCGCCAAUAGCGGCAGCCUGGAAUGGGGUGUGCUGGUUGCCUUCGCCCUGUGGAUUCAGCGUUUCUUCGAGCCCGUCCGCCAUCUGACCAUGCAAUACGGUGUUUUCCAGAGGUCCAUGGCCGCCGGUGUUCGUAUCUUCGAGCUGUUGGACCUGGAUCCGGAAGUAAAUGACAAGCCCGACGCAAUAGAUAUGCCGCCGAUACGGGGUGAAGUCAGGUUCGAGGAUGUCAACUUCCACUAUGUUGAGGGGGUUGAAGUUCUGCAGGACAUUAACCUACAUAUCAAUCCCGGCGAAAACGUGGCCCUCGUAGGUUCCACGGGCGCAGGCAAGAGCACCAUGGUGACGCUGGUCCACCGGUUUGCCGAUGUUACCAACGGCAAGAUAACGAUUGACGGGUACGACCUGCGGGACGUCAAGCGUGAAUCUUUUGUGGGCCAGAUGAGCAUGGUGCUUCAGGAGCCUUACCUGUUCUCCGGCAACGUAAAAGAUAACAUCCGUUAUUGCUACGAGAACACCACCGAUGAUGACGUGAUUGCCGCGGCCAAGACCGUGGGAGCUCAUGACUUUAUCAUGGCUCUCGAAGACGGAUAUGACACGAUCCUGGCGGAACGAGGCGUUAACCUGAGCGUGGGUCAGCGGCAGUUAGUCAGCUUUGCCCGCGCUAUCGUCGGCGACCCUCGCAUCAUUGUGCUGGACGAAGCCACCGCCAACAUCGAUACUCAUACCGAGAUUCUGAUUCAGGAAGCCCUCAGUCACGUCCUUGCAGGCCGCACUUCUAUCGUCAUUGCCCACCGUCUUUCAACCAUACGCAACGCCGACAAGAUAGUCGUACUGGAUAAGGGACGCAUAGUUGAGGUGGGGCGGCACGAGGAACUGCUGCGCCGCAAUGGCGUUUACGGCCGCCUGUAUGCCAUCAACUACGGUUUGGCCCACGGCAACGGCGUUGAACCCGAGGGAGGGGCGCUGAUACCGGCGCCCGCGGAUAACGACUAA